CAGAACUGAGAGGAGAUGCAGCGUGGACACGCGGGGGCUGGGGCUGGAUUUGGACGUGCAGUUGGAUGGGAAAAGUCACCGUGCAUUGUCCUGGUUUCUUGCAGGUUGACGAAGCCCUUGUCGUUUGCUGACUGUGUUGGGGAUGAGCUGCCGUGGGGCUGGGAAGCCGGGUUUGACCCCCAGAUUGGUGUCUACUACAUCGACCACAUCAACAAAACCACACAGAUUGAAGACCCCAGGAAGCAAUGGAGGGGGGAGCAGGAGAGGAUGCUCAAGGACUACCUCUCGGUGGCUCGGGACGCCCUGCGGACGCAGAAGGAGCUGUACCACGUGAAGGAGCAGAGGCUGGCCCUGGCCCUCGAUGAGUACGUGCGAUUGAACGACGCCUAUAAGGAGAAGUCCAGCUCCCACACGAGCUUGUUCUCAGGAUCCUCCUCGAGUACCAAGUACGACCCUGACAUUUUGAAGGCGGAGAUCUCCACCACGCGGCUGAGGGUUAAAAAGCUGAAGAGGGAACUCUCGCAGAUGAAGCAGGAGCUGUUCUAUAAGGAACAAGGCUUUGAGACCCUGCAGCAAAUUGAUAAAAAAAUGUCUGGAGGUCAGAGUGGCUAUGAGCUUAGCGAGGCCAAAGCCAUUCUCACGGAACUGAAAUCCAUCAGGAAGGCCAUCAGCUCCGGAGAGAAGGAGAAGCAGGACCUGAUGCAGAGUCUGGCUAAGCUGCAGGAGCGGUUCCACCUGGGCCAGGGCAUCGGCAGGUCGGAGCCAGACCUGAGGGCCAGUCCCGCGAACUCUCACCUCUCCCUCUCCAGACAGACCCUGGACGCCGGGUCCCAGACCAGCAUUUCCGGAGAGGUCGGCGUGAGAAGCAGGCCCAACUUAGCUGAAAAGGUCAGGCUGAGUCUACAGUACGAAGAAGCCAAAAGGAGCAUGGCCAACCUGAAGAUCGAGCUGUCGAAGCUGGACAGUGAGGCCUGGCCCGGGGCGCUGGAUGUUGAGAAGGAGAAGCUGAUGCUGAUUCACGAGAAGGAAGAGCUGCUGAAGGAGCUGCAGUUCGUCACUCCGCAGAAACGCACCCGCGACGAGCUGGAUGGUGCCCGGCCCCUGGGCUCGGUGCUCUCAGUGCACUGUGCCCGGUGGCUCUUCCUGUCCAGCCGUCAGGCACCCAUCCGCUGUCCCUCGAGUCCCGCGUCCCACAGCUCCUCCGGUCUAUUGAAACUGGAAGAGCGAAGGAAGGAGCUGCUCCAGAAACUCGAAGAAACGACCAAAUUAACUACUUACCUGCACUCAGAGCUGAAAAGCCUCUCCGCCAGCACCCUGUCCGUGUCGUCCGGGAGCAGCCUGGGCUCCCUGGCCUCCAGCCGGGGGUCCCUGAACACCUCCAGCAGGGGCUCGCUCAACUCCCUCAGCUCCAGCGAGCUCUACUACACCAGCCCGGGUGACCAGCUCGACGCCGACUAUCAGUACAAACUGGACUUCCUCCUGCAAGAAAAGGGCGGUUACGUCCCUUCUGGGCCCAUCACCACCAUCCAUGAGAACGAAGUGGUCAAGUCCCCCAGCCAGCCCGGCCAGAGCGGUCCCUGCGGGGCGGCCGCCGUGGGCCCCGCACCCCCGCUGGCCGAGGCCCCCAAGUCUGUGACGUCCCUGUCCUCGCGGUCCUCCCUGUCCUCCUUGUCCCCUCCCGGCUCCCCCCUGGUGCUGGAAGGCACCUUCCCCAUGUUGUCCCACGACGCCCCUCUCCACCGGUUCACCACCGACUUUGACGACUGCGACGUGAGCAGCCACUUCGCAGACAUGGGCCUCGGCGACAGCCAGACCCUGCUGGACGCCGACGCGGGAGGCGCGCCCCAGGCCCUGUUAGAGGACAAAGACCUGCGCGAAGGCGCCAGGGAGCCCUUCUACGAAGGCGCCACAGACGUGGAAAAGGCACCCAAGAGGAGAGGCGCGCACUUGCUCGGGGAGAGGACCGCGUGCGUGUCGGCGGCCGUGUCGGACGAGUCGGUGGCGGGAGACAGCGGCGUCUACGAAGGCUUCGUGAAGCAACCCAGUGAAGUGGGAGACGUUGCCUACGGUGAAGAGGAUGCUGGCGUCGUCAUGGAGACGGCGCAGGUGCAGAUCGGGCUCAGAUACGAUGCGAAAAGGGCCAGUUUCAUGGUGAUUAUAGCACAACUCCGGAAUCUCCAUGCCUUCCUGAUACCUCAUACUUCAAAAGUGUAUUUCAGGGUUGCUCUGCUCCCCUCCUCCACGGACGUCAGCUGUCUGUUUCGAACAAAGGUGCACCCGGCCACGGAACCCCUUCUGUUCAGCGACAUGUUCCGAGUGGCCAUCUCGCAGGCGGCCUUGCAGCAGAAGACGCUGCGCGUGGACCUGUGCUGCGCCCGCGCACACCGCGCGGAAGAGUGCCUGGCUGGAACUCAGAUCAGUCUGGCCGACUUGCCGUUUUCCAAUGAGAUUUUCACUCUGUGGUAUAAUCUGCUUCCUUCUAAGCAAAUGCCCUCUAAAACAAAUGAAGAAGAACACGAGGAUUCAGUAUUCCAACCAAACCAGCCAUUGGUGGAGCCCAUAGACCUGGAUGCAGUGUCAGCCUUACUCGCAAGAACAUCGGCGGAACUGCUGGCCGUGGAACAAGAAUUAGCACAAGAAGGAGAAGAACCGGGGCCAGGAGAGGAGCAAAGGGGCCCAGAUGGAGACUGGUUGGCGAUGCUGAGAGAGGCCUCUGACGAAGUGGUGGCUGAGGAAGAGGCCGAGGUGGCGUUGCCCGGGGGCAGCCGGCGAAUGGGAGACCUAAGCUCGUGCCCGAGUGUGCCCGAGACAGCUGAAGACACGAGGAGGGGAGGAAACAUCUGUGCCAGCAGCCCUGGCAGCCAGCCCCCUCUGGGAAUGCCCACCCUGGUUGAUAAGGAGACCAACACAGAGGAGGCCGAGGACGCUGGCCUGGCCGUUCGGCCCAAAGAGCGCAGCGGGCUGAGCGUGCGGCAGCGCCCCCUGGUGAGGAGCAGCGUGAUCGUGCGCUCGCAGACCUUCUCGCCGGGGGAGCGCAGCCAGUACAUCUGCCGGUUAAAUCGCAGUGACAGUGACAGCUCAACUCUGGCUAAAAAGUCUCUGUUUGUGAGAAACUCCACCGAACGGCGCAGUUUGAGGGUCAAAAGGGCGGUUUGCCAGCCCGUCCUCCGAAGAGCGGCCCAGGAGUGCCCGGUGCGCACGUCCCUGGACCUGGAGCUGGACCUGCAGGCCUCGCUCACCCGCCAGAGCCGCCUCAACGACGAGCUGCAGGCACUGCGGGACCUGCGGCAGAGGCUGGAGGAGCUGAAGGCCCAGGGCCAGACGGACCUCCCGCCCGGCGUGCUGGAGGACGACCGGUUCCAGAGGCUGCUGCGCGAGGCCGAGAAGCAGGCUGAGCAGUCCAAAGAGGAGCAGAAGCAAGACCUGAACGCGGAGAAACUGCUGAGGCAGGUCUCCAAGGACGUGUGUCGGCUGCGGGAGCAGAGCCGCAAGGUGCCUCGGCAGGUGCAGUCCUUCAGGGAGAAGAUCGCCUACUUCACCCGAGCGAAGAUAAGCAUCCCGUCGCUGCCGGCCGACGACGUGUGACACGUCCUGCAGACAUGAUGUCUCCCCGGCCCCUGAGGGAGGAAGAGACUGAGCCCUGGUCUGUGGGUGUGUCUGGGGGGAGGGUGUGUAACUGUCAACUCUUAAAGAGCUGUUAUUUCUCAUCAGAAUUCCGACAUGCUAAUUUGUUAAGUACUUGGAAUAUAAUUCUUAUAUAAAAAAGUAAGAAAAAUCAGGUAACAAGCGGGCUAGUCUGGUACCAGAUGUUGUGCAGCAGGAGUGGGUUGUAUACAGGGAGCCGGGCGGAGCCAGGGCUGACCUGGCGAACCGGCCGAGGCGGCUCUUGCUCUUCCCGGUUUUCCUGCGAAGGCCGGAAGCUGGCCCGAGCGCCCGCGGUGUCUUGUCCUCGAGAGCAGCAAGUUCAACGUGAAUGAGCUUCGGAGCGGAGCGCCAGGGCCGCCUGCAGCAGGUGCUGUGUUCACCUCCGUCACCUGUUGGACACCCGUUUCCUUAGAGCAGUUUCUUUUUUGUCUUUGUUUGUUUGUUUGUCUAAAGAAAACAAAAUGCUGAGUUCAAGCACAUAGGAUGCAGACCUGGGAGCAGGCUCCUGGCUGCACGGAAGGCCUCACAGCCUCUGACCCCGAGGGCAGGGGAGGUGCCUGCAGCCACGGAAACACGCUCCCCUGCCCCACAGGCUGUGGGGGCGGUCAGGUGUGAGUCCGGCUCGUCCGGGGCGUGGGAUGGUGUCAGUAGAGGAAGGUGGUGGCCCUCGUCCUAAGGACAGAACUGAAGGCGGGGAGGGAAACCCAUCGGCAUCCGUGUGGUGAAACCAGGAGCAGAGGAAAGGGUAUCCUGAUUGAACCAAAGGUGCCAAAACACACACAAAGAACUUAAGUCCUUUCUUAAACAGGUUUGUAACAUUUCGUGGCAGCUCCUUGCAGCCGCAGUGAGGGGAUCCUGUCUCUCUGGGAGGAGCUGGGAGGCAAGGAGAAGAGAGUGCCUGGGAGACUGGACUUGCAACGCUGGCUAAGCCAUCUGUCUCGAACAGAGCCGUUGCGGAUGGACGCUUAGAGCUGUUGACACGUCCCUGCAGCGUCUCCCAGCGCAGAGUUCCAGCUGCCCCAGCCCAGGCCUCCCUAGAAGGAACAAAACCCCAGUGCAGCCCACCAGCAUGUAGGCGUUUAAAUCGUUCUAUGCAAUUUAAUACUCAGUUUGUAAUACUGGAAGAGGCCAUUUUUGACCAGCCAUCUUUUAUAGCAAACUAAAUCCUUUUUUUUAGAGAUGCAAAAAUCAUCUUAAAGGAAUAGGCCCCUUUAAACACACACUCACACACACACACACACACACACAAGUUCUGUUUCUAAGCAAGAAUCCUCAAUAGCAAGAAUUUUUAUUUUCUUGAAAGCAGUUACACAUAUUUCAGAAAGUGAAUUUUAUCAGAAUCAAAAUUCAAAUGAAGCAGUUUCUGAGCCUUGAACUUGAUUGUUUCCUGAGUGUCCCACCACUUACAUACAAAUGUCUUUGAAGCUAUAACUGGACGUGACACUAUGAGCAAAAACCAGCUUUAUGAAUUGACCACAUACAGUCCUUCGGGUCUGCCCAGUCCAUUCUCUCAGCCAGUUGAGGAAAACUACAGAAGAAUGCCAUCCAUCCUUGUCAAGGUCAAAUGUGAAAGAGAAGUUUAUUUAAUGUAGAGAUAAAUGAAGGUCAGCUGUUUUCAGCUUCUUAGUUUGACCAUGAAAAUGUUUAUAGAAUUAUGUGUAGUUGUACCGUACGAUUUUAUUUUCUUCACUUAUUUAUUUACGGUCUUAUUUAUGUUCUGUUUAAUAUAUAGUUCGGUUCUGGCCAUUGAAAAUGUUUGACAUAGAAGAAGCUAUAUUGGAAUAUUUACAGCUUUAUAAAUCACCAGAUCAGCUGUUAACUUUUUGCAAUACAGAAAGUUUCAGACGAGUAUAAGCAAAUAAAAUCUGUCUCCGGCUGGUAGGUAGCAGUUGUGACCAAGAAGCUUUCACUUUUAUUUUACAAAAUUUGCUUAUUUCUAACACAAGAGAUAAACUUAUUUUAAUAUAAUCCUGUUCCACACUUUAAAAAUCAGCCAUAGUGUAAUACAUUUAUAGGAAGCUUUUAACAAUCCUGUCACAUUUGUACUAACCCAAAUGACUCACAGGGACACAUUUUAAUAACUUGAUCACAAAACCAUAUGGACAAUAUGAAUUUUAAUACUAUAAAUGCUAUUUUUUAAAGGUAGAAUUUAUUCUGCACAGGGUAAAAAGAAUGUAAUAUUUAGUUCUCAAGUUUGAAUUAUCAACAUGUUACUACAGUUUUGUAUAUCAGAAUCUAAGUGUUACAGGUACAAAAGCAUACUGCUAGCCAAAUGAACAAAGUUUAGCUGAAUCUCUGUCGCAUACAAAUCAAAAAAAUUUAAAGUCCUUUUUUUUUGCUAUUACUUUAUAUUGUAUUAAAUAUCAAAAGCUCAGGACUGAACUAAAUAUUUAAUCAGGUUAAAUUCUGAAUAUGUUUCUGUUUUAAUUUGUCUUGUUUGUAAAAGUGUGCAAAUAUAUCACAUAGAUUAACUGGUUUCUGCACUUUUCAUGUAUUUGUGGGUGGAAAAUAUUCAGUGGUUUUUGUUUUGUUUUUGUUUUUGUUUUUUCAACAAAGAUACAUAUUCCCUAA
This is a messenger RNA of Myotis davidii, 6216 nucleotides long. It is a transcript of the gene WWC2, whose product is annotated as WW and C2 domain containing 2. Bases 16 to 3585 code for a protein of 1189 amino acids. Lineage: Eukaryota; Metazoa; Chordata; Mammalia; Chiroptera; Vespertilionidae. Gene Ontology annotation, molecular function: kinase binding; molecular adaptor activity. The record is from RefSeq and is a predicted model, not a curated record. Gene Ontology annotation, biological process: regulation of hippo signaling; negative regulation of organ growth; regulation of DNA-templated transcription. Gene Ontology annotation, cellular component: cytoplasm. The transcript is spliced from 22 exons.